GGGCGGAGCGGCCAACAUGGCGGAACGCAGGCGACACAAGAAGCGGAUCCAGGAAGUUGGCGAACCAUCUAAAGAAGAGAAGGCUGUAGCCAAGUAUCUUCGAUUCAACUGUCCAACAAAAUCCACCAAUAUGAUGGGUCACCGGGUUGAUUAUUUUAUUGCUUCAAAAGCAGUGGACUGCCUUUUGGAUUCAAAGUGGGCAAAGGCCAAGAAAGGAGAAGAAGCUUUAUUUACAACCAGGGAGUCUGUGGUUGACUAUUGCAACAGGUAGGAUUUCUUAGCCAAGGAUAACAUAUAAUUUAAUUUCCUCAUAGUCCUGAAGCUCUUUACCUGUUUUCAUCGUGACAUGUAUUAAUGCUACAACAGAGCUCCAACAUAGCUUUCAAUGUAACCUGGAU
Molecule: messenger RNA, 398 nt
Organism: Castor canadensis (American beaver)
Lineage: Eukaryota; Metazoa; Chordata; Mammalia; Rodentia; Castoridae
Source: RefSeq, a predicted model, not a curated record